CUUUAAAAUGAUAACUGAAUGAUAAAACUGAUAAAAUUUUAUCGUGUACUUUGGGUAUUUAUUUUAUUUUAUUGCUAGUGACAGUUUAAAUUAUUGUAAUAAAACGUCGUCAUAAGUAUUAAUGCCCAUGUGAUUUAUAAGACGCAAUUGAUUUAUCAAUUUGCGGAUCUGAUGUUUAAGUUGACAUUACCUUGAUUUGUAACUGCAAUCAACAAAACGUUAUGGUUAUAAUUCUUUUUUGAUAAAUUAGUUAAGAAGAACGCACAAAAUCUAUUUUUUUGUCAAAACUGACAUGGAUGAACGAUCCGACUUAAUUAAGAUUUCCACUCAAAGUGGCAUUAGUGACACAUUCGAUUGGACAAUUAAACGGAACUUCAGUAACACUAAUUCAGAUCAUGAAUUAUUACUAGACAAUGAAGAAGAGUUUAGUCAUCCUUACUCAGAUGAAUAUGUAUUUUUAGAAAGAAAAAUGAGGAACCGUUUAUCUUUUUUUUUUAUGAAUCCAAUAGAAAAAUGGAAAACAAGAAGACGUUUUCCAUACAAGUUCUUAAUUCAAAUAAUUAAAAUUAUUCUAGUCACUGUUCAACUAUCUUUAUUUGCUCAUACACGCUAUAGUCAUGUAAAUUAUACAUGGGGAAACAGGAUUACCUUUUCACAUUUGUUCCUAAAAGAUUGGGAUGCAGCCCGAGAAAUAGUUUCUUAUCCACCAGCUCUUGGACCAUACGCAAUUUAUAAUACUGAUAGUUUUUAUUCCACUAUAAAUUAUGCUAUAGUUGGUUAUGCAAACAUUGAAAAUGCCAUAGGAUCAUAUUCAUUUAUGAGUGAAGAUAACAAAAUAGUGUAUCCUAUGCUAUGUAUUGUUCAUUAUAAAGAAGGUAAAAUAUUUGGAUAUAAUGAAAGUUACGCGUUUGAUGGCGAAGUUAAGCAAGAGUGCCUAAAUAUUACUAUAACAGAUGAUAUGAAAACAAAAGGAUUCUCAAUCAAAGAUUAUUUAAAAAAUAAUAACAUGACUCUUAACUUCUCAUCUUUGUUAAAAGUGAAAUUAAAGUUUUCUCUUAAAACAGUCAAUUUUAGAGCUGCUGGAAAAUUUUCUCCUCCUGAUUGCUACAAAUUUGAAAUAGAGAUAACUUUGAACAACGAGGACAUGGAUGGACAAGUAUUAGUUGGUUUAGAUGUUAAUCCUUUUAGAUUAAAUUGUAAAGGAGACAUUGAAUAUAUAACUGAUAAUAAAAUGGAGUCAUUUCUAAGAAGUCUAUUAAAUUAUUUUGUAAUAAUUACUUGUACAAUAUCUAUGAUACUUUGCUGUAGAGCAAUAUUUCGUGCUCAGUUAUUGAAAUAUGAAACUGUUAAGUAUUUUGAAGACAUGUUAAAGUCUACAUUAAGUUAUAGUGGGCGAUGGGCAUUUUGGAAUUUAUGGUAUAUCAUGAUCAUCAUUAAUGACAUUCUCAUUAUUUGUGGUUCUACUAUAAAAGAAAGAAUUGAAAAAAAACAAUUUAUUGGCGAUCAAUGGAAUUUAUGUAGUGUACUGUUGGGAACAGGAAAUUUAUUAGUUUGGUUUGGAGUUUUAAGAUACUUAACAUUUUUCAAGACAUAUAAUGGUGUUAUACUCACAUUAAGACAAGCUUUUCCUAAUACAUCUAGAUUUUUAUUAUGUGCUAUGUUGUUAUAUGCUGGUUUUAUAUUCUGUGGUUGGCUGGUUUUAGGACCAUAUCAUAUGAAAUUUCGUUCAUUAGCAAGCACUUCAGAAUGCCUGUUUUCGCUGAUUAAUGGAGAUGAUAUGUAUGCAACCUUUACUAUUAUGGCAACCAAGUCAACUUUGCUUUGGUGGUUUAGUCGUUUGUAUUUGUAUUCUUUUAUCAGUCUGUUUAUCUAUGUAAUUAUCAACUUGUUCCUAUCCGUUAUAAUUGAUUCAUAUGAAACCAUAAAGAACCAUUCAAGAGAUGAUAUACCAAAAUCAGAUUUGGAAAUAUUUAUCACUGAAGGGACAUUUCCUACAUCAACUUUUGAUAUUACUGAAGAGACUGAUAAUUGGGCUCAUAUAUCUUUUACUCAGGCUGUAAAGAGUAUAUUUUGUAGCUUUUGUAUCAAAUUAGAGAACUUUGGCAAAUGGUUAUUUAAUGAGCUCAAUCGAAAUAUUAUUAAUUACUUGAAAUGAAGUUUAUCAAUAUGUAUUUUUAUUAAAAACAAUGUUACCAUUAUUUUAAUGUUUGUGCCAUCAUGGAAAAAAGUACCUACGUUGUAGACUGAUUUGUUAUUUUCUUCUUAAUAAUCUUUGUAUAUUUAUUGUUUUUCUAAAAAAAAAAAAAAUUCUAUUUUUAAAUUUCUGAUAAAAGUGUUGAAUCAAAUGAUUAGUUUUUUUUCAUAAAUGUUUAUUAGAUAUCAUUUUCUUACAAUAUUUUAUUUUUAAAUGCCGAUUUCUAAUUUAUUUUCUUAAAUAGUUAUCCAUUUUACUAGAGUAAAUUAAUAUUUUAUAAAUUGUUGCAUUUAUCAUACAACAUAAUAUUUAUAAAUAUAUACAUAUAAAUGUAUAUAUUUUUUUUUAUAAUGUUAUUUCUUAAUUAUUGUUAUUCAAUUACACAUUUUAAAUUAUGAACCACAAUGAAGAUACGUGAUAUAAUUGAAGACAAUAAUACAUAAAAUAUGUUUGAUUGUUUUUGUUAUAAUUUUUGUGCUGAAACAUAAUUUAAUUGUUGUUUAUAAUAAGUAUAAUAAAUAAAACUUAUUUUAAGUUGUA
Messenger RNA from Daktulosphaira vitifoliae (grape phylloxera), 2734 nucleotides. Its product is annotated as mucolipin-3-like. Gene Ontology annotation, cellular component: plasma membrane; lysosomal membrane. The coding region runs from base 293 to 2155 and encodes 620 amino acids. The record is from RefSeq and is a predicted model, not a curated record. Gene Ontology annotation, molecular function: NAADP-sensitive calcium-release channel activity. NCBI's taxonomy places the organism in Eukaryota, Metazoa, Arthropoda, Insecta, Hemiptera, Phylloxeridae. The transcript has 13 exons.